Messenger RNA from Harpegnathos saltator (Jerdon's jumping ant), 4216 nucleotides. RefSeq names its product Suppressor of ER stress-induced death (gene superdeath). The transcript has 15 exons. The record is from RefSeq and is a predicted model, not a curated record. Gene Ontology annotation, biological process: proteolysis; peptide catabolic process. Lineage: Eukaryota; Metazoa; Arthropoda; Insecta; Hymenoptera; Formicidae. Gene Ontology annotation, cellular component: cytoplasm; membrane. Gene Ontology annotation, molecular function: zinc ion binding; metalloaminopeptidase activity; peptide binding. Bases 34 to 3216 code for a protein of 1060 amino acids.
CGACACCGCGAUCACAGUGGCCAGGAAACCCGGAUGCCGAGGAGAGGAAGCGACGAAGCUGCCUCGCGGCUUGCUCCUUGGCAGUUGCGCGUGAACCAUCGAGCGGAGCGGAGCGCUCUCGUUGGUGCCGACGUUGGUGAUUCUGUUCGCCGACCGGCGGCCGAUGGUACGACGUGUCGCGGGAUAAAAGAGGCACCAGCACGAUUUCGAAAUUCACCGUGCGGCUCCAGCAUUCGGCGAGAUCGCAGCUCACGGCUCGCGCAUGAUAUGACCCAGUCUCGCGAGGUCCUGGCAAUGAUGGACGCGCACACGACCACAUUCGGACGUAAGAGGGGUUGCACGAUUUCCCGGUGCGGUGCCUUCUUGCUGGGCGCGUUCUUCCUCAUCUGUUUAGUCGCCACCGGUCUGCUGGUGUACCACUUUGCACCCUGCCUCGAGGAAAAGCAAGCCAAGCAAUGCGAAGAAUCCUUGGACAACACGAUCCUCAUGAGCGCGAGGAAGUUCUCGACGACGUCCAACAAGAAGAAAAUCGACGUGAGACUACCGCGAGCCGUUGUGCCCGAUUCCUACGAGAUAUGGCUGAUACCGUUCAUAUGGGAAAGUAACUUCACUUUCCACGGCGAGGUGAAAAUUUGGGUAAACGUGACGGAGAAUACAAACAAUAUCACGCUGCACGCCGUCGAUAUGAACAUUGACAAGGGUUUUACAAAUAUCAGAGAGCAUGUCAGUAACAACAAGACUAAAAUAGUCGGAAUCGUGGAGCAGAGGAACGACACCGAGCGACAAUUCCACGUGAUUAGAACGUCAGACAGGUUGAUGAAGGGUAAACAGUAUGUGGUGCAUCUCAAGUUCGUCGGCUAUCUGAACGACGACCUGCAAGGCUUCUACAGAAGCUCGUACACCGUCGGCAACGAGACGAGAUGGAUCGCCACGACUCAAUUCCAACCUACAGAUGCACGCCGCGCCUUCCCCUGCUUCGACGAGCCGGCUCUGAAAGCCAAGUUCCAGAUUAACAUAGCGCGGCCUAGAAACAUGACGUCUAUCUCGAAUAUGCCCAUGAGAGGGCAACCGAUGCCAGUGCCCGGCUUACACACGUACGUGUGGGAUCAUUACGAGCGUUCUGUGCCGAUGUCUACGUACUUGGUGGCCUUCAUAGUUUCCGACUUGGAUGAACGGAAAUCGGAGGACGGAAACUUUAGAGUUUGGGCGCGCCACGAAGCCAUUAACCAGGCGCAAUAUAGCUUGAAUAUCGGCCCGAAGAUACUCAAGUACUACGAGGAGUACUUCAAGAUCAAAUUCCCUCUGCCAAAGAUGGAUAUGGUCGCCUUGCCUGACUUCUCCGCCGGCGCCAUGGAAAAUUGGGGCUUGAUCACUUAUAGAGAAAUCGCGAUGUUGUACCAGGAAGGAGUUUCGACCAGUAGCAAUCAGCAGCGUGUGGCCACCGUGGUAUCACACGAGCUCGCGCAUCAGUGGUUCGGAAACCUGGUGACCCCGAGUUGGUGGACGGAUCUUUGGUUGAACGAAGGCUUCGCCAGUUACAUCGAGUACAUCGGCAUGAACGCGGUUGAACCAUCGUGGCGAGUCUUGGAACAGUUCGUCGUACACGAUCUUCAGAAUGUAUUUGCCCUGGACGCUUUGGAAUCUUCUCACCCCAUAUCCAUCGAGGUCGACCAUCCCGACGAAAUCAGUGAAAUUUUUGACAAAAUUUCCUAUGGGAAAGGUGCUUCCAUAAUAAGAAUGAUGGACCAUUUCCUCACCACAGAAGUUUUCAAGAGAGGUCUGACUAAUUAUCUGAAUGGAAAAGCCUAUCAAAGUGCCGAGCAGAACGAUUUGUGGUACGCUUUGACCGAGCAAGCUCACAAAGACAAGGUACUCGAUCCAAGCAUAACUGUCAAACAGAUCAUGGACACUUGGACCCUGCAAACCGGCUUUCCCGUGGUCACCGUUACGCGAAAUUACAACAACGGUAGCAUGACGCUCACGCAGGAACGCUUCCUGCUUCGUAACAGCAGCACGACGACCGCGAUUCACAAGGAGCCAUUAUGGUGGGUGCCGAUCACUUAUACGACCGAGAAGCAAUUAAAUUUCAACAACACUCAACCCUCCAAGUGGAUGAAAGCGGAACGUUCGAUCACCCUGAACGAUUUGGACGUGAGUCCGUCUCAAUGGAUAAUUUUCAACGUGCAGGAGACUGGAUACUACAGAGUGAAUUAUGACAGGGCAAACUGGCAGAUGAUAAUCAAGCAGUUGAACAAGCAAAAUUUCAAGGAUAUCUCAACGAUCAAUCGAGCGCAGUUGAUCGACGACGCUCUCAAUUUGGCUAGAGCCGGCAUACUCGACUACAAUAUCGUCCUCGACGUUACAUCUUACUUGGCCCAUGAGACGGAAUAUUUGCCUUGGAAAGCAGCCUUCAAUGCCUUGAAUUACCUCGACGACAUGCUAAUCAAGACCCAGGGCUAUGACAAAUUCAGAUUGUACGUGUUAAAACUACUGGACAACGUAUACAAGCAAGUCGGCUUCACUGAUAAAGUGGCGGACCCUCAGCUGACGGUUUUCACGCGAAUCGAUGUUCUAAGUUGGGCCUGCGUCUUCGGCCACGAGGACUGCCUCCUGAAUGCUGUGCAACAAUUCCGCAAUUGGCGCAACACUCCUAACCCGGAUGUCAAUAAUCCAAUCUCGCCAAACUUGAAGGGCGUCGUCUACUGCACGGCUAUUCGAGUGGGCGGACAAAGCGAAUGGGAGUUCGCUUGGCAGCGCUAUCGCUCGACCAACGUCGGAUCAGAGAAGGAUCUGCUGUUGCAAGCUCUGGGCUGCACGAGGGAGCCGUGGCUACUAAAUCGAUACUUGGACUGGAGCGUCACGGAAAAUUCAGGCAUCAGGAAGCAGGAUUCCUCCCGAGUGUUCGGCGCGGUAGCCAACAACGUUGUCGGCCAGCCGAUCGCGUUCAACUACUUCAGGAACAAGUGGACGCGCAUCAGGGAAUAUUUCGGAACGUCGCUGUUAACCGUCAAUAACAUCGCCAAGUCGGUCACCAGGGGUAUAAGCACGAAAUACGAGCUGAAAGAUCUGCUGGAAUUCGCGACUGAGCACAAAGAGGAACUGGGCAGCGCGACACGAGCCGUGCUACAAGCAGUGGAGCAAGCGGAAGCCAACAUACGGUGGAUCGACAAUAAUCACGCAACGAUACGUGACUGGCUGCGAAAGAACACCGCGUAAUAAAUAUGUUCGACAGCAAAUUUAGUCUUCCGUGGUAUCGAGUUUAUUCGCAGAGCGAUGCUUUCCGGGCGACAAUUGAUAUCGCACGUGCGCGCGAGCGCGCGUGCGCGAUUUAAUUCUCCGCCGAGUUUGCCGAAUUGUUCGCGCGGAGAUUUGUCCAUUCGUACACAGCAGAUCACCAUAGCCGGAACACGCGGAACGAAAUCGCCAAAUAUAGUCUAUCCGGGUUGUAUAAGAGGAUAUUAUGUGUUUUUGUAUCUAUUUGUAAAUAUAUAUAUACGGCCAGCAUUAUGUCGUAUGUACAUGAUAUUUAUAAAAUUUAUGAGAGUAACAGAGCGGGCUAGAGCUCUCCGGUGUAUGCGCGUUUACAUUCCCCGUUAUUCCCUGUUCGCUAGAUUUAAAGGGAAUAUUUUGAAUAUCUCCCGAGUGUGAUAACGUUAGGGAUCUCUUUAAAAAGAUAAAAGAAUGUUGGAUCUCCCUCGCGUCGUGAUCGAUAUCACUCAGGGCCCGAAGAAUUUCGACAUAAAGGAUAACUUGCAAAUUAGCGAGUAACGGAGAUGAUCCCAGGUUCGAGGUAAAAGUCAAUAGACACUACUGAGAUGCGAACUCUCAUCGGGAAAUCUUUCAACCUUUCAAUUGUUCAUGAAUUGUUCUUUCUUAUUGAGCGUUCAAACGAUUGAUAAGUAUGCAAUUUGAAACACGCGACAAAUAAUUGUACGUUUAUCUGCGUGUUUGUAAAAUAGAGGAAUAAUAAAAAAAAUAAAGCGACAAUUUUCACGAAUCACUAGAAGAAGAAAGAAAACUAGCAAGUUAAUACACCGACAUUUUUCAAUGUAACAAUCUAGCUCUAUUGUGCGCAAAAAGAGAAUGUUACUUCAUCCUGUUAAUAAGAAUGUCAUUUUUCCAGCGACCUUCGCUGAGACCUUCAUUACAAUAUAUGUUGAAAGUGACUAUUUUCUGAAUCGCCUACCAACAAAGAUAAUAAAAGAAUUUAUAUAUA